Molecule: messenger RNA, 528 nt
Organism: Plasmodium relictum
Lineage: Eukaryota; Apicomplexa; Aconoidasida; Haemosporida; Plasmodiidae
Gene: TRX3
Product: thioredoxin 3, putative
Exons: 5
Coding region: 1-528 (175 amino acids)
Source: RefSeq, a predicted model, not a curated record
AUGGCUUUAAUUUGUAUUGGUUCUGUAUGUUUUUCAUUAUUUCAAAUUGGAAUACUAGUAUUAUUUAUUAUCAAUUAUUUUUCUUCUCAUAUAAAAAAAUUAUUUUCUCGAUAUUUUCCGAGUAAUAAAAUAGACAACGAAAUUGAAAGUAUUUUACAGUUAAAAAAAGAAAAUAAAAAAUAUGAAGAAGGUAGGUAUAUUGAAUUACAAAAAAACGAAUGUUUAAAAGAGAUAUUUUCAUUAACUAAAAACUUAUCAGUAGUUUUGAAAUUUGGUAGUACGUGGUGUAAGCCCUGUAUCAAUAUAAAAGAAUAUUUCAAAAAUCAAAAAAAUUCUUUUGACGUAACACUUGUUGAUAUUGAUGUUGAUAUUCAUAAAAAGUUAAAAGAAUCACAUAUAAUUAACGCAUUACCCACUUUUGAAUUUUAUUUUUUAUUAAAUAAUGAAUGGAUAAAAACUUAUCGAAUUGAAGGAGGAAAUCAAAAAGAGAUAGAAAAAGCUUUUAAAAAAUACUGCUUGUCAAAAUAA